CAAUUCUGUUUUUGUUGACAUUUAUUUGAGAAAGACAAAAACAGCGGGCACUCUUGUAGGCUGUUGAAUAAUUUUUUUGAGAUGUCAGUGAACAUAUCUCAAGAUAUCUCAACUCGGUUUAUUUAAUCCUCAGCCUAGUUCGGUGAUAAAUAAGCGGGAACAGGGGGUGGAAUUAAAGCGACCGGGAAUGGACUCGGGAACAAAACAAACUGUGUCACCCGGACCACACUAGGGCUGAAUCAUUCACAUGCUACCUGGCUACGUCUUUUGUCCCUUUUCACGUCUAACUCAAAGUCAAUUAAUAAUUUAGUCGUUUUUGCUGCUUUUUUUGUGUUAACUCGACUCGGUAUUAUCCAUGUCAUUGCUGCGAGGGGUUACACAGUUUGUUUGUGCGACAAGCGAGUUAGCAAGCUAACGUUACAGUAGCUGUCCUUUGAACAGCUUUACCGGUUUCACGGCGGCUACAUAAUGGAACCGAGGUCCUGAGCCUGAGACCACUUUGUUUGUAAAAGCUUUAGCUCAUCAAUUUGGACCGACUGGAGAAUGUGAAGCACCAUGGCCCAUUUUGAAACCUACCAAGAAUAUCACAGGAUCGAAGACUUCGAGGAAGAUUCCCCGGCUGGAGAAGAAGAUUUAUUAGUUCACGUCCCUGAAAGUCUAAAAGACUCAUGGCACCAUAUCAAGAACCUGGAUAACUUCUUCACAAGGAUUUAUCAUUUUCAUCAAAAGAAUGGAUUUGCUUGUAUGAUGUUAUCAGAGUUUUUUGAACUCAUUCAGUUUCUGUUUGUUGUGACGUUCACCACCUUCCUGGUCAACUGCGUGGAAUACGACAUCCUUUUUGCCAACCGAGCGGUCAACCACACCGGGCCGGGCCACAGCCCUUUGGAUCGGAACAAAGUCACGCUUCCAGAUGCCAUUCUACCCAGCCAGCAGUGCACUCAAAGGAUACAAGACGACAGUUGGAUCAUAUUCCUUCUCAUCAUGGCAGCAAUCUUCUGGGUCUAUCGGCUUGUUAAAGUCUUUUGCAAUCUUUUGAGCUACUGGGAAAUCCGGCAGUUCUACAUCAAAGCUCUGAAGAUCCGAAUGGACGAACUAUGCAACUUCACCUGGCAGGAGGUUCAGGGCCGAAUCAUCAGCCUGCAGAAAGAACAGCAAAUGUGCAUUCAUAAGAAAGAACUGACAGAACUGGAUAUUUAUCACCGCAUCUUGCGUUUUAAGAAUUACAUGGUGGCCAUGAUAAACAAAUCAGUGCUGCCGGUUCAUUUACAGCUCCCCCUGCUGGGUAACGUAGUCUUUCUAACCCAGGGCCUCAAGUACAACUUUGAGCUCAUUCUUUUCUGGGGGCCUGGCUCCCUCUUUCAAAAUAAAUGGAACUUGCACCCCAAGUACAAGCGCAGCGGGAACCGCCUGGAGCUGGCCCAGCAGCUGAGCAGGGUCAUCCUGCUGAUGGGUCUGGCCAAUUUACUGCUGUGUCCUUUCAUCCUGGUGUGGCAGGUGCUCUACGCUUUCUUCAGCUACACCGAGGUGAUCCGCAGAGAACCUGGAAGUCUGGGGGCCCGCCGCUGGUCCCUGUAUGGUCGUUUGUACCUGCGGCACUUCAACGAGCUGAACCAUGAGCUCCACGGACGAUUGGGGCGUGGCUACAAACCCACUUCCAAAUACAUGAACUCUUUUACAUCACCGCUACUGACUGUGAUCGCUAAGAACGUCGCCUUCUUCUCAGGAUCGGUAUUAGCAGUUCUCAUUGCACUGACUGUUUAUGACGAGGACGUUCUGACAGUGCAGCACAUCCUGACCGCUAUCACUGUGCUGGGGGUGGUCAUCACCAUCACCAGAUCUUUCAUCCCAGACGAGCAUUUGGUUUGGUGUCCGGAGCAGCUGCUGCAGUGCGUGCUGGCACAUAUUCACUACAUGCCCGACCACUGGAGAGGCAACGCUCACACAAGCGAGACCCGGGACGAGGUGGCACAGCUGUUUCAGUACAAAGCGGUGUUUAUCCUGGAGGAGUUGCUGAGCCCCAUUGUUACUCCCUUUAUUCUCAUUUUCCUCCUGAGGAACAAGUCUCUGGAAAUCAUUGACUUCUUCAGGAACUUCACUGUGGAAGUGGUCGGAGUUGGCGACAUCUGUUCUUUUGCACAGAUGGACAUCCGACGCCACGGAAACCCUGCGUGGAUGUCGGAGGGUCAGACGGAGGCCUCCAUGUACCAGCAGGCGGAGAACGGCAAAACGGAGUUGUCCCUCAUGCACUUCACCAUAAAGAACCCACGCUGGCAGCCGCCCCAGGAGAGCUCGGUGUUCAUAAGCCACCUGAAGGAGAAGGUGCAGCACGACGCGCAGGGGGGUCCCUCCACACAGCUGCUCCUCUCAGAGGCUCCUCUCUGCACCUCGCUGCAGUCCAACGAGUCGGGGACCGGGCCCGAUAAUCUUCUAGCCAGUGUCCUGGCUCACCCCAUCCUAACUGCAUCUGGGCUACAAGCGCGGGACCACCGCUUCAUCCGACCAAGCACCGCUGCAUCUGCUGCAGCCAGUGUCCUGGCCUCCUUAUCCACCUCCCAGCUCCCACAAGGCAGUCGAGGGCGCCCCCACGGCCUCCUGCCCUCCUCCCUGCACCCCGAGGCCACCAUGUAUCACAGUGACCGCACUGCUGUUGACAGUUUGUCCAACAGUGACUCUCAUAUCCGGAGCAACGCCCUGCACUCAGAGUUUGCGUCUGCAGAGAUGAGCCUCCAUGCCAUCUAUAUGCACGAGCUCCACCAGCAGAGUUCCUACCCACAGAGGACAUCGGGUCACUGGCAGAAUCCCGUACCAAUGAGAGAUCUGCACACAAACACCAGUUUCCACGCUCACGGUGGCCACGUUUCUAACCUUUCCACAUCGAGCCCGGCUCCUUUAGGAGGAUGGGCAGAGGUAGAAGAGGAAAAUCUAGAAGAUCAGGAGAUCAACCUUGGAUCUACUCCAACACACGGCACAGGAAGUAGUUGUUGACGUGCCUUUUUUCAUGAGGUAUGCUCCUGCGGGGAAGCCGUGCAGCAUCCCCGCUCCGUGUUUCUUCAUCCUGUGACAUUUGGAAAAGAUCUUUCACCACACAAGGACGCAUUACCUAUCAACCUUUUUUUGUUUUGUUUUGUUUCAUUUAGCAUUGUGGCCUUAGAUGACCUCAACAUGGAUGUUUAAAACAUCACUAGUGUUUGUUUGUUUGUGUGUGAGGGAGUCACUGACGACUAAACCACUGACUCGGCAUCUCCACGCCUCAUCCCGUCACAUCGUCGCAUCAGGGAACGACGAUGGCAUCAGGGAAACCAUUUGUCUUCCAACUAUUUUCCUCGUGACUUUGUACCUAGUGUGCAUACAGAGCUAGUGUGGUUUUUAUAGGAACUUUGUGCGACAGAUAAAGACUCACAACUUUCCAGAACAUUUUCCAGAAAUCUGUGGGGACAGACUCUUCUAUGUCUGGCAAAAGGUCAUUUUUUUUAAAUAGUGGAUCUAAUCUUAAAAAAAAAUACAUUCACGAUCUGAUAAAAAACGUAUAAUAGCCGCAACACUGCAACAUGUGCUUGUAAAGAAAUCCCUGUCUUUAUAGAAAGAUUUCUAGUGGUAAACACAUCCUGAUGCUGCUAUUCAUAGGCAGAGCUCAUUAACCCAGAUAUGGUUAAUACAUCGACAGCUGAUCUGUUUUCUACGGUGGCCCUGAAGUGCAAAUUACACCAGUAUAACACUCAAACGUAUCUUAACGACAAUGUUUUUGUUUUGUUAGUUUUUUUUGGAAUGACGUUAUUUGUUCUUUUUGAUUUCUAAAAUGUUCUUUUUAUUAUUUGUUUGAUUUAACACAAUCUUUAUUCUGUUUUUCACAUUGAGUAAUUUGCACUUCAGGGCCACCGUAGUUUUCUCGCACAUAAGUCUAAAAAACAUUUGCAAUAGCCUAUGUCUAUGAAGACUCUCAUUUAUGAAGGUUGAUUCCAUCACAGAAGUAGGUUUAAGGGCUGUCAUCUGGACUGGCUUUUUAAAGUUGACGACGAAGAAUUGGAUGAGAUCAGAAUUCACAAAGCCUUUUGGAUAAGAGGUGAAACGUCUUCAACUUUAAAAACCAAUUCCAGAUGACAGCCUUUAAACCCCCAAAUUUGGAUUUAGAAAUAAUUCAAAUUUCGAAAAAGUUAGAAAUUAGCUUCAUGGCUUAGUAGCCAUACAGCUAAUUUUCUAAGUCCAUGUUAUAGCAUUUGCAGUAAAACAGUUUAGUUUAAAUGAAACUAGAUCCGUAAAAUCGUAACAUGCAGUCCAGCAAAUGAUUUAAGCAUUCAUUUUGGAAUUUGUAUUAUUAAUUAUUAUUAACACCUAAAACUAAAUUGCAUCAUUCUUUUUAAUCACAUUGUAUGCUUUAAAAAAACACAUAUAUAAUAUAAUUUAACCAGAAAUGGUGUGUUUAUUACUGUUGCAUCUUUUGGGACGAAAUUCCUGUUUUCAAAGUAAGAGCAUGAAAAAGAUAGAACAAUUUAUUUACUUAAUGAAUAUUUAUUAUCUGUUUUUCCCCAAAUUUCAAAUUGCAAAAGAUGUAUAUGUACUAUUUAUUUGACAGAAACAUAUUUUUUUUUUAGUUACCAGACAGUCACGUAACACAGCUUGUAAUCCAAAAAAAAAAAAAAGUUUAAAUUCGUUGAAAACAAUUCCUUUACACUUUUAUAUUUCUGGGAAAAAAAAGAAACUAAGGCUAGAGCUGCUUAUUGUGUACAAAAUACUAUUUUCUACUAACUCUAGAUUUAUUUAAAACUUAAAGCAAAACCAUCCUGCUACUACAAGACCUCAUAAGCUACACCGGCAGUGUUUACAAUUUAUUUCACUUUUUUUCUGUUUUUUUUGUUGCAUGUGUCAGGUAAAGGUGUGAAAACUCAGACCUGACCUGGGUGUGUGCAUGUGCAUAAAUACAGUUUGCAUCUGUGACCUCCUUCCUAACAUUAUUUUCAUGUAAAAGACAAAAAAAAAAAACCUCAAACAUAUCUUGAGAAGUUCACCGUUGUCACUCAGAGGGGUUCACAGUGUUAAACACUCACAGUGUAAUAGUAGCUUGUGGGUUUUGAUGGCGAAGACCAACCCACGCCCUGCCCGUUUUGCAGCUAGCCCAGCUUCAGUAGAUGCUAAUUAGCUGGAUUGAAUCAGCCCAGUUUCUGACCGACUGAACACACCUGAUCCAGGUGAGCAGCAAUCAGUGAAGCAAGGUUAGCUGCAGGGGAACAGGGUUGGGGAACCCCUGGCGUAGAGACGCUGGAACUCACUCGGCGUAGUUUUAUUUUGUAAGUCUCUACAUUUACUUCCCCUGUGUACGUUUUGAUGUCUUUUGAUUACAAGCAGUGCCUUAGUAUUAGUUUUUGCUCAUUUUCAAGCUAUUUUAUUUAAGCAAUAAACAAAUGUCCCAUAUGUGUAUAUUUGUUUCCCUCUCAUAUAUAUUUAGCAGAAGAAAGUAUUUUCAGAAGGAGGUAUUAUAAAGCGUGGUGGACGUGACCUGUAACACGGAAGGUGGCGUUCAGAUCAAGUGUUAGUCUUUUUGAAACCUGACUGCUUUUCUUCUUCUGAUGGCGUCUUGGAUUGUACAGUCAUCAAUACCCCCCCCCCCCCUCCCAAAAAGGCGCGAGUCUGCCUGGUCAUCACGGCCAAAGCGGUCACUUGUUAUCCACUACACCAGUCCGAGCAUCAUGGAGACUGGAACCUGGUGCUACGUCUUUUGGACAGUUUUUUCUGCUGCACCUUUGUGUUCUGUAACUGCGUUGGGAAAUAUGCCAAAAGAACCGAUUUUUUUUUUUUUUCAUUUGUUUCCCAGAGAAGUAAAUAAAUCUUGUUUUGAGUGUGUUUGAUAAUUUCUCGUGCGAUUGUUCAUGUUUGUUCAAAUUUAAAGAAACAAACAAAAAAUCCA
Molecule: messenger RNA, 5899 nt
Organism: Oryzias latipes (Japanese medaka)
Lineage: Eukaryota; Metazoa; Chordata; Actinopteri; Beloniformes; Adrianichthyidae
Gene: atg9b
Product: autophagy related 9B
Biological process (GO): reticulophagy; protein localization to phagophore assembly site; piecemeal microautophagy of the nucleus
Cellular component (GO): phagophore assembly site; autophagosome
Source: RefSeq, a predicted model, not a curated record